GCAAGCGCUGCGCUAGAAAGCAUUUAUUUCGGGCAUUCCAAUUUUCUACAUUUUCACUGUUUUUCCUCGGUUGUCUUGCGCUGCUUCCAUCGCGCUAUCUGUCUAUUUUUUCCACGUUGGCAAUUUGUUUUUGUCUGCCGCGCUAGCAUCGCGUGCCUUCGCCGCGCCACUGAUUGAGCUGUUUACAAGUUGCCGCGCGUACCGAGCGCUACGCUCAACAAGCUGCUUGCCAAACCACAAACACACGCAUAUAUAGAUAUAUGUAUAUAUCUCAGUAGCCACGCUAUUGCUGUUGUAGCUUGUUGUUGCUGCAUUUAGCCGCGCGAAUUGCUGCUGUUGCUGCCACUGUUGUAUUCGCGGCAGUAAAAGCGCUAACGCUAGCUGCUCGCCGCCGCCACCACCACCGCCCAGGCGGCAAUUGGCAGACCGACAAGCAACAACAAACAUGUGAGACAACAAGCUAGCGCAAGCAUGUGUCGUUGGCCGUGGCUAAGACGAACAGGCGCACAGCAAGGCACAGCAAGCAAGUACCAAAAGCGACAGCCAACAGCUAUGUAACAACCAACAGCCAACAGCUCAGCGAACAGCCAACGCGAUGACGCGCCGUGAAAACUCGCCAACAAACGCAAAGGCAUUAAGAAAAACACACAACAACGACAACAAUAACAAUGGUGGUGUUGGCAAAUGAGUGCGCCAGCAACAAACAACAAAAGCAAAGAAAGUGCCAGUCAGCGGUCGGGAGAGUGGGUGCUUGCGGCCGCGAGCGCGUUUGAUUCGAUUUGGGAGUAAUGCUGCCGUCAGUGCCGGCGCUGCGGAGACUUUAUUUGUGUAAAAUGCCUGUCUCGCCUGUCAGAAAAGCGCUCAGCAGUGCUCAGUGUUCGGCGCUCAGCUGUUGGCGGCCAGCAAGCGCGCUCACUCACUCCCAGCGCCGAAAUAGCACACAAAACACGCUAUUUGUGCCGAAGCUAGCCAGCGAACUGGCGCGGCAACUAAACAAAGAAAAGCAGAAAAGCACGCGAUAAACGGGUGAAAAUCAAAUUCGUAUUCUUUGUGUUUAAUUUUUGCGAAGAAGUGCUAAUUUUUCUACGCGCGUUAGUACCGAGUGGCGGAGUGGCAGCUGAUGAAGUAAUAUAUUGGAAAAUUACGUUUUUUUCUUCGCCGUUUGGAGCAAGAAUAUCGCGUUUGAAGGAGUUCUUAGUACAAAUCUGGUGCAGUGCAAAUGAAAAUUUUAGACCGCAGUCAAUUUUCGCAGUGUGAAACAUAAAUUUAUUCAUUAAGCGCACACAGCAAGAUAUACAAAAAUAAGCCGUGCAAAUAAAUAUUUGUGUAUUUGUAUAUAUUAGUUAAAACGAUUUUAUAUUAAAAAACAAAAGCAAUAAACAACAACAACAAAAGAUCGACACUUCAUUUCAACAACGCAAUUCCUGCUGCGUCAAAGCAGCAACAAUCAUUACAACAAACAACAGCCGAGCACCCUUUUCGCCGCCAAUCCCGCUGUCAGCGCCCACAACAAACACACACACACAAGCACACACAUACACAUGUGUUUUAGAUAACACGUCAGUUGUGUGCUGCGCCGUACUAAUUUUAAAACAAAUACAAAGCAAAAAUAAAUCAGAAUAAAAAAGAGCGUGAAAAACAACAACAAAACGACCUUCACUGCAAAUAAGUAAAAUAGAAGAAAAUCAAAUAAAAUCAAAUCAAAGUGUGUAUAGCGAAAUUUAGCUGAAAUCAAUUUAAUUGUAGCAACUGAAAAUCGCAAGAAAACAAAUUGAAGUUUGAGCAAGUGUUGGUGGAAGCAGGUGAGCAGUGAUAAGCAAGUGGUUGCUCAACAGCUUAUCGGUGUGUAAAACAACAAAAAAUAUUAUUUUGGUUCUCCGUGAGUGUACUGGAAGUGCAAAGUCCUGCUAAGGCACUGUAAAGGGUGCUCUUUGUGGAAAAAAUAAAAAAAAUUCUUUUAGUACAACAGUCUUCAGAUAAGCCGUCAAAAUAGGUACCCGCUUGCGUGACAAUAAUCCCGACAAAGACAACAACAACAUGAUAUAUAUAGAUGACUCCGAACCGGAAGGAGAACUUGAACCGGUAUUUCCCUAUCGGGAUGUUACCAUAAGACGUGGCGUUGAUGCAAAUGAAUUAUAUGAAAUACUCGGUGAAGUAGGCAGAGGUAAAUUCGGCACGGUCUACAAAUGCCAAGAGAAGGAGAAUGGUCUGAAGCUCGCCGCCAAAUUUGUGCCCAUCCCCAAACGUGAAGACCGUCGCAAUGUGGAGCGUGAGGUGGAGAUUAUGAACUCACUGCAACAUCAUCUCAUUAUACAGUUAUACGCGGCGUAUGAGCAUCAGAAAAUGAUGUGCGUCGUGCUGGAGUUAGUCGAAGGCGGUGAACUAUUCGACCGUGUGGUGGACGAUGAAUUUGUGCUGACCGAGCGCGUUUGUGUAGUUUUCAUACGGCAAGUUUGCGAGGCCAUGGAAUUCAUACAUCGUAAUAACAUUUUACAUCUGGACUUGAAGCCAGAGAAUAUUUUGUGCCUGACACAGGAGGGAAAUCGCAUCAAGAUUAUUGACUUCGGUUUGGCGCGUAAAUAUGAUCCCAACAAGCGAUUGCAGAUUCUCUUUGGUACACCCGAAUUUGUCGCGCCCGAGGUUGUGAAUUUCGAUUGUAUUUCUUAUGCGACGGAUAUGUGGAGUGUUGGUGUGAUUUGCUAUGUGCUCAUCUCCGGCCUCUCACCGUUCAUGGGUGAAACAGAUAUUGAAACGAUGGCUAAUGUGACAAUCGCCAAAUAUGACUUUGAGGAUGAGUCAUUCAGUAAUGUGUCACCAGAAUGUUUGGAUUUUAUAGGAAAGCUGCUGGUGAAGGACUUGCAGACCCGCAUGACAGCCGCGCAAUGCCUGGAACACAAUUGGCUACAGCGGCGACCCAAACCGCCGAAAAUACUCGCGCCAAAGCCUUCCAAUGUGCCGCCACCGAAAUUAAAAGCGGCCACACCUUCACCGGUGCCACCGCAAGAAGAGGAAAACGUAGAAGAUCUGGCGUGCGUGCCAGAGCCAGAGCCAGCCGCAACAGUGGAAGCUGAGAAAGCUGAAAAAGAAGCAAUUGUAAUACCAGCUGACACGAACACGGCGGAGGCUAAAGAGCUCGAUACCACCAAGGACAAUUUAAAGAAUUUCAUCGAACGUUGGGAGGAGCAUCCCAAUAGCCCGUACGUGUUCGAUGUGGAGAGCAAUGUAAUUGCGCCGCUCAGCGAGACAUCAUUCAAUAAGACACACGGCCGAGAUAGCAUUUCGUCGUCACGAGUUUGCUCACCAUCGCCGUGCGAGUCUAUCGAGACGAUCAUCGAUGAUGAUGUGUUCAGCAAUGCCGAGCAGGACAAUGACAGUCCCAGCACACUAGCCACACCGAUCAAUGAGUCGCGCGAGAAACUCUUCCCCAGCAGCAUCUCGUUAGCGCCCACUUCAGGCGGUGCCACACCCACACCGACCAGCACUACGCCUACACCACAGCCACCGCUACAAUACGGACCGCAGCACUUACUCGGACGGCGCGGCUUCGGUGAUGAGUUCGGCGGUAGCGGUACAAAUCUCAAUCAACAGGAACGCAGCAUGAAGAGCUAUCUACACACCUUCGAUCGACGCAAUUCGGACACAAGCUACUUGAUCGGACGACGCGCUUCGGGUGAGCGCGUUAAUUUGGCCGAUGAAAUACGAAAAUUGUCCGAUCAUUUGCUUAUGUUGGCGGAGAUCAACACAAAACUCGGCAGUGAGACCAAGUUAGACGCGGACGCGAAUAAUAACAAGCAUAGCAAGGCGAAAGCCAGCGGCGAGACGACUAAAGUAAAAACGAACGCAACGACCAAAGAGUCUACGUCCAAAAAGACAGCGACCACUAGCAAAAAUAAGGUAGCAAAAACUGAAAGUAGUGAGUACACGACGGUAUCAAGCAACACAGCCACCACAAGCACUUCGAAUACAACAACAAGCUAUAGUAGUAGCGUAACCAGUGCAAAUGGCGUGAAAUCGAAGUUUAGCACAGUCUCCAUGCGUCUACAGCAAUCGAUCGAGGAGACACCAAAACUAACUAAUGGCGGUCCCAGCUUCGGUGUGCCCUGGAAAUCCAGCAUAAAUAGCACAACCAACAAAUCAAGCGCCAAAAGCACAACGUCAACAGUGAAGACAAGGAAAACAGUGUCGGUGGCCAGCAACGAAGAGUGCUCGCUGCAACGUCAAACCCACGAAUCGGCGAGUGUACGACGUGCCAAAUUUCGCAUCAAUCAAAUGUCACGCGAUGUACCGAUCGGUGUGCCGAACAUACACCAAGCGGUUAAUCUUGAAGAGGCAGCUAACACCACCAAGGACUGUCUUUUGCAUCUGCUGGAGAAGUACAACGAGAACGAGUCGAAUAAGUGUCGCAAUCCGAUGACGCGUCAUCAGAGCAUUAGCGUCGAUUGGAAUGUGAGCGAUAAUUUGGAAUACCGUUCCAUGAGCUCCAUUAAUGCGUUCUUCCAGCGACACAACAACACCGGCGAGCAUGUACGCCAGCUGCAGGCCCAAUUGGAGAACAAAACCGGUUCGACGGCCAGCGGCAAGUCUUCUGGUGGUGCUUAAGUUACCUAAUGACGUCGGUAGCUCGUACAGUAUGGCCUGUAGCUAAAUCUAGUCCGCAAUAUGUUCGCUCUUUACUUUAAAGAUGUGCAGAGAUUAAUUGAAACAUGACUUUCUUCUGUUAAGCUAAAGAUUUAUUUUUGAAGCAAUGUAAUAAUAUUAAUUUAAAUAUUAUUUUAUGAAAAUUUAUUAGUAAAUUAUUAUUUAAAUAAAUAAAACGCUGCAGAAAUUGCAAAUUAAAUAAAA
Molecule: messenger RNA, 4842 nt
Organism: Bactrocera dorsalis (oriental fruit fly)
Lineage: Eukaryota; Metazoa; Arthropoda; Insecta; Diptera; Tephritidae
Product: death-associated protein kinase related
Exons: 11
Coding region: 2038-4599 (853 amino acids)
Biological process (GO): protein phosphorylation; positive regulation of apoptotic process; intracellular signal transduction
Cellular component (GO): nucleus
Molecular function (GO): ATP binding; protein serine/threonine kinase activity
Source: RefSeq, a predicted model, not a curated record